Amphimedon queenslandica is the source of this 608-nucleotide messenger RNA. Its product is annotated as heat shock factor 2-binding protein-like. Bases 183 to 539 code for a protein of 118 amino acids. The transcript has 7 exons. Lineage: Eukaryota; Metazoa; Porifera; Demospongiae; Haplosclerida; Niphatidae. Gene Ontology annotation, cellular component: cytosol. The record is from RefSeq and is a predicted model, not a curated record.
AAUUGGUAUCAGCCACACUGCACAGCUAUCUAUCAACUUAUAAUAGUGACUUACCUAGUGAAUCCAGUCAAGAAUCUCAGUUUGUCAUCUCCCUUUGUGGUACUGUUACCAAUAUUGCAGCAUCUGCUUAUGGAAGAGAAUAUUUGUCAUCUUGUCCUGAAGGACAGGAACUGUUGAAAAACAUGUGCUCAGUGUUGGCUACAGCCCCCCUCUCUCAAGGAUGUGCUAAAAUUAAGAGUCUCAUUCUUAUGCUCCUCUAUAACAUCAGUAUUAAUCAAAAAGGACUAACAUUAUUAAGAUCUGAACCCGAUCUACUGAAAAUAUUAAUGUGGCUAGCUAAAGAGGAUGUUUGCAGUACAGUGUCAUUGUAUUGUCUCCAGUUGGUACAGUCACUUAUCCUUGAGCCAUUGACUCCAGCACUAAUGCAACAAGUAAUGGAAUCAGUUACUCCUGAACUACUACAAGAAUUUGCUUCUUCUAAAAGUGAAGAGUUUAAGCAAGUGGCUUGUGAAUUGAUGGUGGAUAUUCAAAGGCUUUAAUGACAAUACUUCUAUAAGCUGAUAACUGUUUCUAAUAAUUAUGAAUCACCUAAGUCACUUAAAACUGAU